AUGGACGCGUACAUCGCAGGUUUGAGUGGAGAUAGUGUCGAGGAUACAGAACCGCAAGCUCAGGUCCACUUCACCACCUACGCAAGAUUCCGCAAGCAAGUCUCUCGUGCCCUUCGGAAAGCGCGGCGUCAGAGUCGACCUGCAACUGUCCUAGCCGCAUUGGAUAGCACGACCAAAGCCCUGUACAUGAUCGAUCCGCCCGGAAAGAAGGACUUGUCCUACUCCAGCCUUCAUCGACCUAGUCCCCGCAAAUGGGACAGAGAGGAGCAACGAGAAGAAUCCGAAAACCAGCUUCGCGAACCUGUUUCACUGUAUUCCAUCCUUGCGCGAUACAUCAGACACCAUGCGUCGGUACCACGCCUCGAAGAGAAGUUUGAGUACACGUCGUUGGAACUAGAUCUACUCAGGUCCCGAGGCUAUAGCCCGGAAAGUGUAAGAAAUUGGGCGCUGUGUCUAGUCGAACCCAGAUCUCGGGGGGCCUCCAAGAUCUUCGAAGCUAGCGAAGAAAUGCCGCCCCUCUUCAUACUCCUUUUGUUUCUACGUCGAAAGAUCAUCCGUGUGUCUGCUCUGAGUGUUAUCAUGACGCAUAUUGAGUAUCGGUUAAAAGUGGAGCCAAUCGUCUGGGAUGUCUUCAAGAUCUUGGUGAUUCGUCUACUGCGGCACGCACGCCUAUCAUGGCCAGAAUCAAUGCCCUGGAUCGCGUCACUAUACACCGCAGAGGCAACACGGCUGCAUAAUGAGCAGUUCGCAUUGACUUCGCAAUCGCCUCGUCUUAUCCUCGAUCUUACCAGGUUCUGCAAUACUAUUUUGAUGCUGCUCUCCAUACCCACCAGUAGCCAUCCGAUUCAUUGCGCAAAGCUCCAGGAAAAGGCGCAAUUUGAGGUUCUACAAUGCAUGGCGAGCUGUUCACCAGCGAUUGUGGUGACCAGGCUAGGUUUCCAAGCAGUGGCAAGGAACCAAUUGGCGCAUCCAAAGACCCAGCAGGAGAGAGAAUGGGCCGAGCUCAAGGGCUCCUCGUGGCCUCCUUGGAAAGAAAACCGCACAGCCAUGGAUGAAGAAAAGGGUUACGAGUUUGGCGCUUCUAGAGCUUCCAAGAUCCUCCACCGCAUGUUUGAAGCUGGUUACGGCGGAGGCUACUUGGAAGACCUUGCACAAAUGUAUGCGGGCUGGGAUACGGAUUCUAGUCCCACCAUACAGACUCGGACAUUGGGGCCUGGUUUCCGCACGCAAUCAAGGGACUUUCCACACCUACGCGCACUUCUUUGGGCCGGCCGCAUUCGCACCACACGAACAAGGCGGGAAGCUUGGGCUUGCUUUCUUUCCCACGAGCUAAGCAAUGACCAAGGCCACCAGGAACUGUAUCAUGCCAUGUUCGAGAAGUUGCAUCAUGCUACUGCGGAGCGCGUGCCUCAUCGUGACUUCAAUUCAGACUCAGAAUCAAAGGAUGAGGAGGAUGAGACCACGAAUCUGUUGCCUGGAGAUGUCCUAGAAGUUCUGCCUGAUCCUGUAUCGCCAUUGCAUUAUGUCUUCCUCAGCGAACCAGUACCGACGUACAAAGAGCUCUUGCGCCGUAUGCAAGCAUCCACUGUGCGACCGUCACGUCGUCUUCUUGCAUUUCUGUUGGAAUCAUGUCCCGAUUUCGAAACUGGUCUUGACAUCAUAGGCAUGGCCCAGGAUGGACCUGAUGGGGCACUUAAUCGCCUUGCUGCCGGAUUUCACCUCGAUGACAAGCUCGGUCAGUCGAUGCCUGGCUACCUCUUCGCGGCUUUCAUUCGGCUGCUGUGUCGCUUUGGUCGCUACGAACGAACCCAUGCAGCGCAGCUAACUUUGCAUCCACCCCGGGAACAUCAAUAUCGGUUCUCAUUGGACCGUCAGUACCUACUUGAAUACGCAUAUGCACUACUUAUACACUACAAACCAAGGUAUCGCCCCUCGUGGACAGCCUACAUGCAAAAACUUGUGCAACACAAAAGCGGCCAGCUUGCUGGCAAUGUCAGCCGUUACAAGAUCGUUUGCGAGGUCAUCGAACGAAUGGAGCAGAUCGAUCUCGACAUUGAUGACGAGUCAUUCCUACUGGCCUGUACGGCAACAAUAUACGCAGUCCAAAGCAUUGAGCAAGGUCUUGCCUCGCGCGAGGAAGAGCAAUACCUUUUCACGACUGGCUCAGCUCGUCUUCGCACCUUGUUCACUGAGUUGGUCUCCACCAGCCUAGAUACCCAACCUGUCCGAGGCAGCUCGCUUCCGAUCCCAGCACAUGUCCCUGGGCCUGCCCAACUUCACGCUUACGUUCGCGCAUUGGGCCUUCUUCGAGAUUACGAGGGUCUCUAUUCUUUUUCAACAUGGCUUGCCAGGCACAAUGCUGAGGUCACAGCUCGCGCCGAGGCUCAACACUCGGGUAGAAAAAUGCUGUUCAGGACACUUGUGGCGUUACGCGUUGCUGUAGACGGGACGGAACAACGACCAGGAGCUCCAGCGGAUAUUUCGCAUCUCAUCAGAGCGCAAAUUGAACUCGUCAAGGAGUGGGGUGGGUGGCCAGCGCGCGAGUAUGUUGACAUGUACAAUCAGGGGCAUUUAAAGUCUACGAUGCCGUUGAUUGGUGGACGAUGA
Messenger RNA from Plenodomus lingam JN3, 2607 nucleotides. RefSeq lists its product as uncharacterized. The record is from RefSeq and is a predicted model, not a curated record. NCBI's taxonomy places the organism in Eukaryota, Fungi, Ascomycota, Dothideomycetes, Pleosporales, Leptosphaeriaceae.